AUAAAAGGACCUUGGAGAGAGGAUGAAGAUAAAAUGUUAAUUCAAUUAGUAAAUAAAUAUGGCGCUAGAGAAUGGUCAACUAUAGCAUAUAGAAUACCCGGUAGAACAGGCAAACAAUGCAGAGAAAGAUGGUUAAAUAGUUUGAACCCCGAAGUAAAGAAAACUAAUUGGACCUCAAAGGAAGAUGUAAUUAUCAUUGAAGCACACACCAAAUAUGGAAACAAAUGGACUAAAAUCUCUAAAUUAUUAGAAGGUAGAACAGCAAAUGCCAUUAAAAAUCAUUGGAAUUCAACAUUAAGAAGA
Messenger RNA from Dictyostelium purpureum, 303 nucleotides. RefSeq lists its product as uncharacterized. The transcript has a single exon. The record is from RefSeq and is a predicted model, not a curated record. The annotation marks the transcript as partial. Gene Ontology annotation, biological process: positive regulation of transcription by RNA polymerase II; mitotic cell cycle. Gene Ontology annotation, cellular component: nucleus. NCBI's taxonomy places the organism in Eukaryota, Evosea, Eumycetozoa, Dictyosteliales, Dictyosteliaceae. Gene Ontology annotation, molecular function: DNA-binding transcription factor activity, RNA polymerase II-specific; RNA polymerase II cis-regulatory region sequence-specific DNA binding.